AUCACGACACAACACACACACGAACAAAAAAACAAAUCUUUCUUCAUACAUCACAGAGAAGUAAGUAAUGGAGGCAAUGAAGAUGAUGGUUGUUUUCAUGGUCUUUGCGGUGGCUUUCUCAGCCAUAGGACAAGCGACGGCCGCCACUGUGGAUGCUCCAGCUCCAAGCCCAACUUCUGAUGCUGCCAUGUUUGUACCAGCAUUGUUUGCAUCUGUUGUUGCUUUGGCCUCUGGCCUUCUCUUUUGAGUCAAAGCAAACAAUUCAUUUUUUUUACCAUUAGUUUCAUUGUUUUGUUCAUGAGUUUGUGUGUGAUUUGAUUCUAUUGUGUAUAAAGAGUGUUGUAUUAUUCUUAAUGUAACCAUCUGUUUUUAUAUGUGCUUAUGUAUCAUCAUUCAUCAGACUGUUUAUGAAUCCGAUUAUCU
This is a messenger RNA of Eruca vesicaria subsp. sativa (arugula), 423 nucleotides long. NCBI's taxonomy places the organism in Eukaryota, Viridiplantae, Streptophyta, Magnoliopsida, Brassicales, Brassicaceae. The record is from the annotation of a GenBank genome assembly.